Chrysoperla carnea is the source of this 1817-nucleotide messenger RNA. It is a transcript of the gene Synd, whose product is annotated as protein kinase C and casein kinase substrate in neurons protein 1. Gene Ontology annotation, molecular function: protein binding; phospholipid binding. The record is from RefSeq and is a predicted model, not a curated record. Bases 321 to 1784 code for a protein of 487 amino acids. Gene Ontology annotation, cellular component: plasma membrane; endosome; cytoplasm. Gene Ontology annotation, biological process: plasma membrane tubulation; regulation of endocytosis; cytoskeleton organization. The transcript is spliced from 11 exons. NCBI's taxonomy places the organism in Eukaryota, Metazoa, Arthropoda, Insecta, Neuroptera, Chrysopidae.
UCAGUAUCAGUGUACGUAACUGUUCUACAAAUUAACCCCACCCGAAAAUUGACGGAUGCAAAAGCAAUCUUGUUAUUAUACCAAAAAGUUCCAACUUGUUACAAAUAUAAUUUUAAAUGGAAAGUGAUUUAAGUUACAUAUCAGAAAUAAAAUAUUUGUGAUAAUUAAUUUUUGUUCAGUUUCCGUAUAUCGAUUGUGCAACAAAAUUGAGAAAAUUCUAUCAAACAUUAGUUUUUCAGUGUUCAGUGCAUAUUAUCUAGUCAUAAAAAAAAGGUGUAAUCGACGCUGCUGGUCGGUGGUGUGACACAGAUUGUAGCAGGAUGUCGCAUCACAGCGAUGAUAAUAUGCUGGUUGCGACAAGUGAUUCAUUUUGGGAGCCAGGGAAUUAUAAGCGUACAACAAAACGUAUUGAAGAUGGUUACCGAUUGUGUAGUGAGUUAAUGACACUUGUUCAAGAACGUGCUGAUAUUGAAAAAGCGUAUGCGAAAAGUUUACGAGCAUGGUCAAAAAAGUGGAAUGACUUAAUUGAAAAAGGUCCUGAAUAUGGAACAACUGAAGCUGCUUGGAAAGGAGUUUUAGUAGAAUCAGACCGGUUAUGUGAUUUACACCUACGAGUACGCGACAAUUUAUGUAACGACGUUAUACAACAAGUAAAAACAUGGCAAAAAGAAACGUAUCACAAGUCAAUGAUUCACAUAAAAGAACGAAAAGAAAUGGAAGAUCAUUUCAAAAAAGUUCAAAAACCAUGGUCAAAAUUAUUACAAAAAGUAGAAAAAUGUAAAACAGAUUAUCAUAAUUCAUGUAAAACUGAACGAUCGGCAUCUAAUCAAGAACGUAACGCAUCUGGAGAUAGUUCACUUUCACCAGAUCAGAGGAUUACAGCGGUAAAGAAAAUGGCAGAACGUGUACAAAAAAGUAAAGAGGAAGUGCAACGCAGUAAAGAAAAAUAUGAAGCGGCUUUACAGGAAAUAAAUGGUUACAAUCCAAAAUAUAUGGAAGAUAUGACGGAUGUAUUUGAUAAAUGUCAAGAUAUGGAAGCUCACAGACUACAAUUUUUUAAAGAAAUACUUUUUGGCGUUCAUAAGUGCCUAAAUAUUAGCCAAGAUCCAGUAUUACCUCAAAUUUACGAAGAAUUUUAUCACACAAUCAACAACGCAGAUCAUGAAAAAGAUUUAAAAUGGUGGUCGAAUAAUCACGGAGUAAAUAUGGCAAUGAAUUGGCCACAAUUUGAGGAUUACACAGAAGAAUUUAGAGACAUAUCAAAAGGCAAAUCAAAGGAAUCACUACCAGCUGGCAGUAUCACAUUAAUCAAUCAACGACCAGUCGGCGAGGAAUUGCAUGAUUAUUCAACUCUAAAUAAUAAAACAGCUAAACCAAAACCAACGACUGUAGCACGAGUAAACACAGAAACAAAUUCAAAUAAUAAAUCAGAAUCAGUGAAUUCAAAUUCGAAUUCUAAACCAAGUUCAGAAAAAAUAGAAUCACCAACUAAUCGAGCUUCAACAAUCACAAAUGGUACAGCUGCUUCUGGUAAAGAACAGAAUCCAUUCGAUGAAGAAGAAUGGGAUGAAGGUGAUGCAUCUGAUGCGCUGGUCGAUACAGGUGAACCUGGUGUUCCUGUUAAAGCUUUAUACGAUUAUGAAGGUGCUGAAAGUGAUGAACUUACAUUUAAACAAGGUGACGUAUUUGAAAAAUUAGAAGACGAAGAUGAACAAGGCUGGUGUAAAGGACGAAAAGAUGGACGUGUUGGCCUAUAUCCAGCAAAUUAUGUUGAAGUUGUGUAGAAAUUAUUGUUAAUUUAUGUUUGCGCUGCUAUU